Messenger RNA from Seminavis robusta, 913 nucleotides. NCBI's taxonomy places the organism in Eukaryota, Bacillariophyta, Bacillariophyceae, Naviculales, Naviculaceae. The record is from the annotation of a GenBank genome assembly.
CAAAUGGAUCCAAAAGGGCCAAAUUUCGCCACAGCAGCAAAUCCGCCGAUCCGCCGCUACCACUCUGUUUGCCGCCAAAGAAAGCAUGGAAGCAUGAUGGAGACCAUAGGAGAGACCAAUGACAAUGCUAAUGCACCGGUUACUAGUACAAACCCCACAGAACCACUACAGACUGAAUUUUCUGGAUUUUUGUACCUGUACAAGCCAGUACUAAAUCAAGGAAGAUUCAACCAAGGAGGACUCGGCAUUCAGCAGUACUGGGAUUGCCAGCAAAUCUGCCUGUAGCCGUGCUGUUGGUUUGCAUGCUGUCCAUGCUGUUGAACAGCACAUCAUCCAAGCCAAACAAAACACGGUUGAAGGCCAUCAUCCACCAUGCUCCGAAUCCAAAUUAAUCUCAAGAAUGGGAAUCUCCAGAAUGGGAAAGCAAACGCAAUCUCCAUUCCCUCCAUCCAUCCCAGUCUUUACCGAGCCAUCCCCAAGUCAUGAUGUUCACCAUGAUCCUGCCACAGAGGAGAAGAAACAAAGGAAAUCUGUUCCCAAAUUAUCCAAUGAGAUACUUGAUCCCUUCAUUAUCAAGUGGUUGGCUGCUAGCCAGAAGAAUCCGAGCCUUCAGUAUGCGGCAUUUGUCAGGCAGUACCAGGUGCCCACUACAUCCAAUAAUUUUGGAAGGAGGGUCAAGAGAUAUCUGGAACAACAGGCUGCCAUGCAAGAUGCAGUCAUGACAUCAACUACUCCAACAAAAAUUAUUGCAGUGAGUGACAGACCACCAACUGUCACAGCUGCUGGCAAAACUAUGGCACAAUUAGCCAAUGAGGAGACUUACCGAAGGUUUGAAUCCAAAUGCAAUCAACUGGACAUAAUAGCCAACAACUUUUGUAUUCAAAAUUGCCAACAGCACAAGUUAUUGCAAUAG